AUGAGUCGUCUUUUGUUUACUUCUGGAGAACUCAUCAACGCCAUGGCGAUAGGUGAGAGUAUCAUGAAACGCAGUAACAGAACACCUCACAGCCAUGAGAUUUGUUUCGUUCUCUUUCUCUCUCUCCCAUCUCUAUCUUCUCAGUCAGCUAAUGUCCUCAUCCUCUACCCUUUACCUUUCGAUUUGUUCCCUUGACCUUGUAACUUGUAUAGCCGUUUCCCAGUCGUGCCCUCUUCGAUACCCUUCUCUGCAGCCAACAUGGAGUCAAGUUUUCCACACUUCAGAGACGGUGACGUGAACAUAGUCGUAUAUAAGGACGUUUAUCGCCUACAUUCCUCCACCCUCAAAGCCUGUUCGCGCGAGUUGAGAGACCUACUUUCGUCACUCAGCCCCUUUGGAUUUGGUCACUACGGUUACCUGCAGCUUGAGCUGGUAGAAUCAGUGUCGCAUGGAUAUGGAGUGCUAGAGGUUCAGGAUCCGAAUGACCAAUACCAGAACGGUUCCAUGUAUAUGCAACUCCAGAAACCGAUAAUUAUGUGGCCUCCAGCAGUCCGUCUUGUUUGGGCUAACAUGUUCAAGAUCUUUUACGACCUUUCCCCACUGCUAGACCAAGGGGGUCUGGAGAAUGUCCUAAGCCGCUGCUGGGAUUUGAUCGAUCUGGCCGACUGCCUUAGAGCGACACGUGCGGUAUUCCCCAUGAUCGAAACCUCUCUUCAGGAUCUAGGCUCACACUUUUAUGCGCUUAUCGCUGACGAUCCGAUCAACUGGAUGAAGCUAGGCACGUACAUGCGAUCGGCGCUUAUCUUCAAGGAGGCAGCAAUCCACAUCAUCGGGAACUGGAAUGCUCUGGGGGAUGAUCUUGACUAUUUGCCCAGUGUUGUCCAUGAAUUGUGUGAGAGUAGAUACCGUGAGCUCGUCAUAUUCAAGCAAGAACUUGAAGCCCGAAUGCUUCAACAUUGUCCUUAUCAAACACUGCGUGGCGGUCCGCACAGCGAAUUCAUGGUCGCUCCCUAUGCGAAGGACUUGAGCAUGUGGAUGGCAAUGACCUUCUACAGUCAGUGGUUUUGUGUCGCGAUCUGCGAGAACCGCACCUACUUUGCUCGUGAUGGUGGUGCCGCGUUUUACCGUAGCAUCUAUGCUGGAGGCGAUGCUUACCUAGGUGUUGAAGAGCAGGAGACUUACAACGUCAUCCACAUGAAUGCACGCAGGGCCAGAAUACUCGAAAAUAGGCUGGGCAUCCUCAAAGCUGAUAUGAGCAGAUUUGUUGCAGUUCUCCUGGUGAAUGAAAGCCGCUAUGAUGCUGACCUUAUGGGAGAACUGCCUUACCUGACCUGCUGCAAGAUUGAGGACGAUGAACUCCCGUGGAUCACUUGGCCCGAUGGUGAUUGGCACGUUGAUAGCGACGAGGAGCUUUUCUUAUCUGAUUAUGAACGUAUUGCAGAAAGUGAUAUGGAUGACGUGGUCAGCGGGACGGGGUUUACUGAGACCGGGGCUGCUGACUCUGAAAAUGAAAACGAUGCUGACAUUGAAGACGCUGAGGCUACUAAUACUGAGGGCUCUGAAACCGAGGAAGAGAAAGAAGACGAGACUGCCACUCUUACAGUCGAAGAAGACGAGAUGGCGAUGAUACCUGCAUAAGACCAUUACUGCUGGCUUGACGGGAUCUAUCAAGACUUAGCUCGGUAUCUGGGCCUUCUGUACAGCAAUAUGUCGGCGGAGGAGUCGAUUCAUUAGUAUCUGAUCUCGCGUCACUUAAUAGCGAAUUCGGAGCACAGCUCAACGUAGCAUUUUGGAUUUGACAACCAACCGUGGCC
Aspergillus alliaceus is the source of this 1814-nucleotide messenger RNA. RefSeq lists its product as uncharacterized. The transcript is spliced from 2 exons. The record is from RefSeq and is a predicted model, not a curated record. NCBI's taxonomy places the organism in Eukaryota, Fungi, Ascomycota, Eurotiomycetes, Eurotiales, Aspergillaceae. Bases 259 to 1638 code for a protein of 459 amino acids.